This is a messenger RNA of Racocetra persica, 459 nucleotides long. Lineage: Eukaryota; Fungi; Glomeromycota; Glomeromycetes; Diversisporales; Gigasporaceae. The record is from the annotation of a GenBank genome assembly.
AUGUCUAAACGAAAAGAUAAUUCUGAAUUAUUUUCAAAAGAAAUUCCAGAAUUUACUAACGAAUUUAGAACUAAACGUAGAAAUAAUAGACAUAAACAAUACGGAUUUGUAUCUGCAUUCCUAUACGACAAGCGUAUGAAUAAGUUUAUCUUUGAAUUACGUGGUCGGGGCAAUUCACAAUAUGAAUCUAAAAUUUCACCCAUUGGAGGAAAGCGAGAAAUGCGAUUUGAAAUUUCGAAGAAAACGAUAGAUGGACUAAAAACAGGCAAUGAGAUUCAGUUAAAAAUAAACAAAGAGGAUAUUGAGAAAGUAUUCGAUAAGCCAGAUGGAUUUGAUAUCGAACAUGUUGUUAAGUUAAAGAAAUGGGAUACAGUUACCAGUGAUGAUUUACUAAUCUAUGAUAGACAAUACGAAAUGUUAUACAAACAAGAAGAUAUAUUUUCCGCUAUGUCAAGAGAA